AUUUGAGACUCAGCCAGGGCUUUUUUUUAUUUAUGAAAGAUUACAAUUAGCGUUAGCAAGACAUUAGCAUUGUAAAUUCAAAGAAGUUUAAGUCGAAGUCUGACUUAGAGACUGAAAUAAAAACUUCCGAGAGCGGUGAAAGACCGGGCAUGAUAGUUGCAGCAGACCGGUCCGUCUCGAUUAACCCGUGGGAUUUGGGAAGACAUGGCUGCACGACCGCUUUCUUAUGACAGCAACUCGAGUGACACGGAGAACUGCGAGCAGAGAUCCAGUUCUCGACCUCGCCGCGUUUACCGGCACACCGGCACUGGCAGUCGGCUGCGAGGCUCUCAGCCGCACGGCGAGGUGGCGAGGAUGAGCGUACUCGGGGCCGAGCACUGCAGGGAGAGACGUCGCUCCGGAGAUCGCUCCAGGGAUUCCUCUCACGAACGGGUCGAGGGCCAGCUCACGCCCUGCAUCAGGAACAUCACCUCACCCACACGUCAGCAGCUCAGCGAUCGAGAGAGAGAAGCAGGAUCUUGGUCGAGGUCGGCGAGUCCCAGGCCUCAGAAAGGCUCGAGUUCCUUCUGCGCAGAUCCCCACGGUAAAGCUCACGGCUCGGACAUGAUUUACGUGUACGAAAACGUGAAGGACGGCUCUCGGAGCGUGAGGACGUCGGAGAGGGUGACCCUCAUCGUGGAUAACACACGCUUCGUGGUGGACCCUGCCGUCUUCACCGCUCAGCCCAACACCAUGCUCGGCAGGAUGUUCGGAGCUGGAAGGGAAUACAACUUCACCCGGCCCAAUGAGAAGGGCGAGUACGAGGUGGCUGAGGGCAUCAGCUCCACCGUUUUCAGAGCCAUCCUGGAUUAUUACAAAUCAGGGAUAAUCCGCUGCCCUGAUGGGAUCUCAAUUCCCGAACUGAGGGAAGCAUGUGACUACCUCUGCAUCUCCUUCGACUACAGCACCAUCAAGUGCAGGGAUCUGAGCGCGCUGAUGCACGAGCUGUCUAACGACGGGGCACGGCGGCAGUUCGAGUCGUACCUGGAGGAGAUGGUGCUGCCGCUGAUGGUGGCCAGCGCUCAGAGCGGAGAGAGGGAGUGUCACGUGGUGGUGCUCACCGACGACGACGUGGUGGACUGGGACGAAGAGUAUCCGCCUCAGAUGGGCGAGGAGUACUCUCAGAUUAUCUACAGCACAAAACUGUAUCGGUUCUUUAAAUACAUCGAGAAUCGGGACGUCGCCAAGUCGGUUUUAAAAGAGAGAGGCCUGAAGAAGAUCCGAUUAGGCAUCGAAGGUUAUCCUACCUACAAGGAGAAAGUGAAGAAGCGUCCGGGCGGCCGACCCGAGGUCAUCUAUAACUACGUUCAGAGGCCUUUCAUCCGCAUGUCCUGGGAGAAAGAGGAAGGAAAGAGCCGCCACGUGGACUUCCAGUGCGUGAAGAGCAAAUCCAUCAGCAACCUGGCGGCGGCGGCGGCAGACACGCCUCACGACCAGCUGGUGGCUCUGCACGCCGGGCCUCAGGUGGACGAACUGGACAUCCUGCCAGACCACCAACAUCACCCUGAUCCGGACGCUCCGGCUCCGUGAAUCGCAGAAACACAAGCGUCGCCUGGAUGCACCGUCUGAGUCCACGCAACACGCAGCCAAACCCACGAUGCCUUUCCGAGCCCUUCCCUGCCUUAAGAGACCUGUGUGCUGAGCGCUGCACACUUCACAGCAGUAUAAACCACCCAGGCAGCGUUCAAAUGGGGACGGACAAAAACAAAAGCGCGACGAUGACGUAACGUAGCCUGCAAAUACCCCGUUCUUCAUAGGUGUAUUAGAGCCCUGACACACCAAGCCUACAACACAACGUUAGACAAAUCAGAAACUCAGUAGCGCCAAUUAAAACUUCCUUCGUGCUUCCCGGAAACCUAAUUAUCUAAUGCGAUGUAACCUAAUAACAGAUGAGGUAGUUAGAUCACUAGUGCUUCAAUAACAUUAAUAUAGAUUUGGGGGGGGUUUAAAGUUGUCUAUUAAAACCCGUGAACCCUCUAACUAGGAAGAAAACGAAGCCAAACUCGGAAUUUCUCAGGACCGUCUCCUAAACGACGAGUUUAGCAAGUGGUAAAAGCUUCCAGUAAACAGAGUAGCACCGCUUCGUAUACUAUUGCACUGCGUGUAUCUAUCGAGCCUGUACUGUGGCUCUGAUGUACUAUUUAACAUGUAGGCUCGUACAUCAAGCUGGCCCGAGUAAACCGUCUGCUCAGUGAGUUUUUUUUUUUUUUUUUAAAAUGACUCUUUUCUCCUUCGCUCACAGACCGCUCCGUCUUCCACCAGCCUCGGCUCACCGAAACGGCACGAAAACAGUCGGCUUGGUGUGUCACAGCUCAAGGACCCGAGAAACGAUGCAAGCACACGAGCAAAAAGCCUCGAAUCGUUAAUCAUUAGACGUCGAGCGCAGCACAAUCUGUCUCCUCCAACCGUUUCAGCAGGUCUAAUCUCUCACACACACACACACAGGCUUUUUUGUGGUACGAGUGUGGUCCAAGUGGUCACACACCUUCCUUCUGUUGUCCAUCUGGUGAAGGGAACUAAAGAGCGGUUCUUUACCAGAGCUGGAUUAGAUUAGAGCUGCGCUUGCCCUUCCGCUGUAUCCGAGGUCUUCGGAUUGAAAUUCAAUAGACGAGCUGACUUUAAAAGGCGUGUCUCCAGUUUAGUGAUCGAUCGAAAGGGUUAAAAAAAAAAUAUAUAAAAAUAUAUAAAAAUAAAUAAAUAAAUAAAAAAGCCCUGAGCCACUACUGAUGAGCCUCACACAGCUUCUCAGUCAAAUGUGAAACCGUACACGUGAUGUCACAACCUUCAACUUUUCUUAUGUUCUUUUUUUUUUGUGUGUGUCUGUUUUUUUUAAAGCAGCAGGGCGACGCCACUCGGUUUCGAGUUUCAAACUCUACCUUGUUUUUUAGCUCGAUGUGUAUUUUAAUAAAAAGUAUCCUAUUGCUGUG
This is a messenger RNA of Tachysurus vachellii, 2966 nucleotides long. RefSeq names its product BTB (POZ) domain containing 10a (gene btbd10a). Gene Ontology annotation, molecular function: protein binding. Gene Ontology annotation, cellular component: cytoplasm. Gene Ontology annotation, biological process: positive regulation of phosphorylation. The transcript is spliced from 9 exons. Bases 205 to 1569 code for a protein of 454 amino acids. The record is from RefSeq and is a predicted model, not a curated record. Lineage: Eukaryota; Metazoa; Chordata; Actinopteri; Siluriformes; Bagridae.